GUUAUGCGCUGCUGAGAACUACCUACGCUAGACUGCGUGAUCAACUUCACCAAGCGGAAGCUAACGCUGUAAGCAAUGCGGAUCUCCUCAAUGCUGAAAUGGAUAGUGCCCGUGUCGCCGCUGCCCAGGCCACGCGUGCAGUUCAGGCAACAUCUGAGGUCGAGAUCUCACGCUUGACUGCUGAAGUCAGGGAUUUCAGGAUGAUGAUGAGUCAUGAGUCAGAGAAAAGAAAGAUGGCGGAAAAAGAGAAUGCUGAACUGAAAUCGCAGCUAAGCCAGGCCAUCGCAGCUCUGCAGGCUCACACAAGCGCAACCGGGACGCCAAAGGGCCAAAGCCCCGACGCCACCCUGACGGGGGGAGGCCCUGAUGGAGAUGAUGAUGGCAGCGAUGAUGAUGACUCAAGCAGCAGUCAUAAGAAGAAGAAGAGCAAGAAGAAAGACAAGAAAAGCAAGAAAAGAGAUUCCAGUUCCUCUUCUGAUCUUUCGCCUAAGCAGCUCAAAGCAAUCAUCAAGCAACUUGACAAAGGAAAGACUAACGAGAAAGAGGAAGUUGAUGAGGAUGGUAACAAGACCAAGUCCAAGGAGGCUGAAAAGAUCCUGUUCCCGAAGUUCCCGACACCUGAACAGUACAGGAACUGGCGCAUUAGGGUUCGUGAAGCUGUGGUAGUAGCAUCCCAUAAGCCGGAUGAAGCUUUUGAAUGGCUUUCAAAGGUAUGGGACAAGGACUCUAAGGAAGAGGAGUUGAGAGACACAGGUAGUUUCUCCACUCUUGAUGCUAAGGUCUUGUCGGCAGUGACAAACGUGCUCGAAGGUGACUUCGCGCGCAAAAUGGACACCCUCAAGGAGAGAGAGGCUCACGCCGGGAGGCUGGUGAGGGGAAGACAAAUCCUAUUUCUCCUGCAUCAGUACUUUGCCACCAACAUCCUGCACAAUUCCGUGUAUGACAUGGAAGAUCUUCUUUCAAUGACGUUGGUCAACGAGAACCUUGUGAUGUUUAUUAGGAACUAG
Molecule: messenger RNA, 1007 nt
Organism: Symbiodinium natans
Lineage: Eukaryota; Dinophyceae; Suessiales; Symbiodiniaceae
Source: the annotation of a GenBank genome assembly